CAUCAUUUCUUCACACCGUAAAUCAUUCUAUUUCUCUCUAUCUAUCUAAAUCAAGCAAAAAUUUCAAACACCUAAAAAACUCUCAAACUUUUCUCUCUCAUCUCAUCAAUGGCGCCAAAAGCAGACAAGAAGCCAGCUGAGAAGAAGCCAGCCGCCGAGAAGCCGGAAGAGAAGAAAGCCGCCGCCGCUGAGAAAGCUCCAGCUGAGAAGAAGCCGAAAGCCGGUAAGAAGCUUCCGAAAGAAGCCGGAGCCGCCGCCGCCGGUGAAAAGAAGAAGAAGAGAUCGAAGAAAAAUGUCGAAACUUACAAGAUCUAUAUCUUCAAAGUUCUCAAACAAGUUCAUCCUGAUAUCGGAAUUUCUAGUAAAGCUAUGAGUAUCAUGAACAGUUUCAUCAAUGACAUUUUUGAGAAACUUGCUCAAGAAUCUGCGAAGCUUGCGCGUUACAAUAAGAAGCCGACGAUUACUUCUCGGGAGAUUCAAACUGCUGUGAGACUUGUUCUUCCUGGUGAAUUGGCUAAGCAUGCAGUUUCUGAAGGAACUAAGGCUGUUACUAAGUUUACUAGCUCUUAAUUUAGUUUAUGUUAUUUUUUUUUAAUUUUUGUUGAUUUUCGGUAAGUAUGGUAGGAAUUAGGGUUUGGAGGUUGAAUUUGGGGAAAAAUCUGGAUUUGUGGUUGUAUUUUGGCUGGUUUAUGAAUAGGUUUGGUUUUAAGAUGUAUGAUACUAAAUCUCUGAUCUUACAACUUAAUGAAAUGCUUUUGUGAAAAA
Beta vulgaris subsp. vulgaris (sugar beet) is the source of this 765-nucleotide messenger RNA. Its product is annotated as probable histone H2B.1. Bases 109 to 570 code for a protein of 153 amino acids. Gene Ontology annotation, biological process: nucleosome assembly. Gene Ontology annotation, cellular component: nucleosome. The transcript has a single exon. Gene Ontology annotation, molecular function: structural constituent of chromatin; protein heterodimerization activity; DNA binding. The record is from RefSeq and is a predicted model, not a curated record. NCBI's taxonomy places the organism in Eukaryota, Viridiplantae, Streptophyta, Magnoliopsida, Caryophyllales, Amaranthaceae.